CAUAAACGCAGAUUAUCGGGUUAAUUUAAUUUACACUAUACAUAAAUGCAUUUAGCUUAAGCGUACCUAUGUAUGUAGCUAUGUACUAUGCUAGAGCAUCGCAAUCGCAUCGUUUGUAUGGAAACCUGAUUCGUCCAGACAGCUGUAUGAACGCGUAUCGCAGCCUUCUAAUAACCAGACCACUUACAACAAAGUGGACAUCCCAUCGACAGUCUCAAACCAGACUUCAGGCCAGCCUUCAGCCUACGAAUACCACAUCAAAACCGUCGCCAUCAUCGGUGACUCGAGCCAGCUAAUGAAUCUGACCGAUAUCCUGAACAGAAGCUUGGGCGAAAACCUAUCCUACGAAAAUAACGAAAUAGAUCAUCUCAGUAGACCGAGAAGAAGUACGAAUGAAACCGCAGCUGCUUCCAACAUCUUUAUGACAAACAUCACCGCCCCAAAAUCCAAAGAUAUCACACCCAGCUCAUCGUCCAAUCGACUACACAACGUAACCUCAUCAUCGAGCAACACCAGUUCAUCCACUGGAGCAACGAAAGACCUCACUAAAAGAUCAUUCUACCCGGGCCAUUCCCUUAACCAUGGCCGAGCUCGUACCCAACAACCCGAAAUGACCCAAGCCAUCAUGGAAGAGAACCCCAACCCAUCCGAAGACUACCCCGCCUACCAUCGACGAUCUUCCAUCGGUGGUCAUUUCACCAGCGCUGCUGCCGAAGACGACGAACAACACGAUAUCGAGGACUUCUUCCGUAAAAACGUGCCCAUCUAUGAUGGAGUACCGAUAGCUCGACGAGGCUAUCAAGGAUCCUCGUCGGCGGCUGUAUCUCCUAAAAAAUAUUAUCAUUUUUCACCCUCUCCUUUGGCUGCUGACGGAGAAGAAGAAGAAGAAGAGGAAGAUGGCGGAUUCGGAGGCGGAGGAGGCAAACCGAUGAAAGGGUUGCUCGAAGUGGAUCACGACGAAGACAUGGAUCACGAAUACGUUCCAAUGAAAGUAAACCAUCUCGGUAAACAAAUCGUAAUGGAAGAUGAAGUAGCCCAAGACGAAGAAGCAGAUGAUCAACCUUUGUACCCGUACUAUCCAGCCAAGAAUUACCACCAUCAUACGGACGAUGAUGACUCCGGAUUCUACAGCAGUAAACCUGGGGCACCUUCUAGUCAUCCUUACCCAUUCGAGAAUUCGUAUUCGUCUGCCUUCAAAUCAUCGUCACCGUAUCAUUAUCAUCAUCAAAGCGAUUACCCUUCGUCGCCAUCUUUCUCGUCAGGCAGUUCUUCGCCUUUUUCAUCGGCAGGAUCUCCAUCCAAAUAUGGUACUUCUCAUCAAUACAACUCUUUGGCUGAUCAGCAGCCCAGAUAUUAUAAACAUUUCAAACCGUCUAUCCCCUAUCCUGCUCACGAUGACGAUGACAGACCCGCUGCACCUUCCUAUUCAUCGUACUCAUCCCCUACUCGACUUUCCAGUUACCCUACUCCUCCUACUCGAAGCACGUAUUACAAUAAUCACGACUUCGUGCCGAAACGAGCCCCAUCAGGAGGAGGAGGAGGUAUAAGAGGCGCUUACGCUAGCAAAUACCCGACCAGAAGUACCCACGUGCCUCAGACCUUGGAAGAAUACCAUCGUCUGCACGGUACCUUCGACACGAGGAAGAAAAACGCCAACCCUAGACCUUACAGUAGACCCAUUAUCGUACCUCAAGACGACAAUCAUAAAGAAGAAGACGAAGAAGAAGAAAAAGAUAAAGACACAGCCGAUUACACGAGUAGCAGAGGUCCUAAAUCAUUCGUAUCGUUGAAUUUUGGCACAACUGGAACCUCUGCUGAGUCUGACGACGAAGGUGUUUCAGUUCGACACGAAAUAGGUCACCAUUUCAAACCACGUAAACCGUACUUUAGACCAGCUCUGCCAGAGAACACCGACGCAGAUGACGAAGAAGAACCUCAACAUCAAGAAUACCAAGUAGAAUAUCCAUCCGAAUCGAUCUCCGGAUCGACCAAGUAUCGAGGCAGUGGUGGCGACGACGAUGACGACGAAACGUCUCCCGGAGCGAUCAAAAAUUUCGUCGAGUCGGUUUUCAAACAGAACAAGAACUACGAUCCGGAUAUAGUAGUGGGUAAAAAAUCGCAUCUCGUGUCACCCUAUAAUCCGCAUUUCGGCGAACGAGUCAAACAAAAGACACCGGAGCAGAAUUUGCUCUGGCAUAGAAAAAGCUCCGAUGCGAGAGUAGCUCGCGAUAAACAAUCACGAGAUAAAAAUGAUAGACUGUUGCACGAAGAGAAUAUCAAAAUGUACGAUAGCCUGGUCAAAGAGGUUACGAUGAAACCGGCUAAAAGAGAUGCUGAUACGGAUGACCGAAGUCAGGAAGAUGAAGAUGAGCAGAAGACGUCGUCUACGUUAGCCACCCCUGUGCCUCAAGAAACACAGACCAAGCCGACCGAAGUUGAACCAGAGGAUGAUAAGCCUCAGUUCAAGUACUGGAGUAAGACCAGCUCGGAACCUAAUUGAAGAUGAGUUGACUGGAAUAGGUACAUUUGCGAGCUUCGGUUUGAAUUUUUUUUUAGAUGCCAUUGGUAAUGUUUUACUGUACUGACCCGACCCUCCCCCCUUAUCACUCUGAGAUGAAUUGUGUUUUUAUAAUAAUGGCAAUACCUGAUGUUAUGAUGUUGAAUGAAGGCGUAGGUACUUUUUAAUUUGUACGUGAAUUACUGUGAUACCCUUUUGUUACCUUUACGAGUAUUUUAAAGUAAAUUUUAAUAAAUAAAUAUUAUGUAUCUAAAUACCUAGUAUCUAAGUAGAUGAAAUAAAUAUAUA
Planococcus citri (citrus mealybug) is the source of this 2806-nucleotide messenger RNA. RefSeq lists its product as uncharacterized. NCBI's taxonomy places the organism in Eukaryota, Metazoa, Arthropoda, Insecta, Hemiptera, Pseudococcidae. The coding region runs from base 296 to 2500 and encodes 734 amino acids. The transcript is spliced from 2 exons. The record is from RefSeq and is a predicted model, not a curated record.